UUUUAGUCGAGUGUUUUCCACCGUACGAGUUGCGGAUCCUUCAUUCUCGAUUAGAUUUGCUUCCGGAGCUCUCGAUUAGUCGCAUGUCGCGGAGGAGAUUUUUGUUAUAUUUACAGUUAUGAUCGUAAGGGGUAUGUUUAGCUCGUUGGUGGCUCGUUCGUGACUCGUUUUGUUCUGGCCUCUGGCUGUCUUUGUCGCUUUCCGGAUGUUAGCUUCGCUGUCCUGAGCGAGGUCAGGGUAGAUUUUGAGUUGUUGGUGGUGAUGGUGGUGAUGGGAAGGGCGGCUGUUGCAAAGGUCCACGUAAUGCGGGGUUGAGUGUCUGUCCGGGUGGUGUUUAUGGACGGGGGUUGCCGUUUGUGUGUUGUGUCUGCUUCGUUUGAAUUGCGCGUCAUCUGAUGUCGCGCGUUCGUUACUGACCACCCAUUUCAGGGUUUUUUCUUUUUCUUUUCUUUUUCUCGCGCCAGCUCCCGUACAUCAACCAAGGAAAUUUCGGUGAAAGGUUGACUGACAUGCUUACGGAUGUGUGUGUCGUUCCUCGCUGCUUGGAUUAGAGACAUCAUUUCUAGUUUAGUGUGAGAUUGUUUCAAGUGCUCACAACGACUGAUGUGCGACUCGUGGAGAUUCGGACUAGCUGUAGGGGUGGGCGAAUACUUCUAUCCUGCUGUUGUCGCCUUCUCCUACCAUAUCUUAUUGACGUCAGCAUCACUACUGUUUCAGUCCCGGGUCGUGACACAGCCGUGGUUUACAUGCCACUAUGACUGUUUCUCUAGUAUUAUGCCUUGGCGGAGAUGUUUCAAAUUGAUAUUUCGUCCGUAUGUCAGUGCGUACCCACCGCUGUAUGUGACUGUUGCUUGAUCCCGAUGCACACUCGGCCAUGCUGACACAGGGUUCGUGCAAUUUGGAGAGCUUCUUUUCGGACUUUGCAUUAGGUCGAAACCCCCAUUUGAAUGACCGAUUCACGCCUGUGAGCAUGGCCAUUAGAUAGCAAUUGGUUAGGGAUGAUGGGGCCAUCGUUGUAACACAUCGGUGGAAGAGAGUUUGUUCAGACUCAAGAGGUUAUUGCCUGUUUUCCUGAAUUGGUGCGCACAUACAAGGAGUGGUUGGACAAGUAUGAGGACCCUGUGUGAUGUGUGUGAAGCGGCUCCUGCUCGGCUAUUUUGUGCUGCAGACGAAGCUGCGCUCUGCCUGAAAUGCGAUGAGAAGGUUCACAGCUGCAACAAGCUAGCAUAUAGACAUGUUCGACUUGAGCUGGCAGAAUCUCGACCCGUCCCUCGUUGUGAUAUAUGUGAGAAUGCUCCAGCAUUUUUUUUCUGUGGAGUUGAUGGGACGUCCUUGUGUCUCCAAUGUGACAUGGAUGUUCACGUCGGAGGAAAGAAGGCACAUGAGCGUUAUCUUAUGAUGAGACAAAGAGUGGAGCUUCCUUCUCGAAAGCUGAGAUUUGAAGACACAGUGGACACUGAGAAGCCGACAGCUGAGCCGAACAGUGUACCUGCUGACAAAAAUGGAACUUUAUUACCUGAUCAACAUCACCACCACCAUUAUCACCAUCACCACCAUCACCAUCAUCACGAAGACGAGCUUAGGGCAGGAUUGCCUGCGUCUAAACCCAGUUGUGAUCGAGAUAAUAGCAAUGCUCCAGCUAUUGCUAUUGCAGCCGGUGAUGAGGAGUCUUUAUUACUAGAUGAUUGUUUGGUUCAGAAUCAAUCUCGAAUGAUCGACCUCAAUUCCAGACCGAAGCGUUUACAAAACCAAGCUUCUGUGCCUGACAAGGGUUGAUAUGAAGUCUCGAUCUGAACUUAUUCUGCGGCAGUCGUCUCUGCAUAAUGAGCAGAGUUACGAGGAAGCAGUGACGAUCAUGGGGGUAUUGUAGUUUCGGAGCUGAUUUUCAAGCCUUACCAAAGGGCAUUGGAGUGGCUUUUCCUGCACACAUGGGUCUUUUGCUAUUAAUGACUUACAAUCAGCAAUGGAACUAUUGCAUGUACACGGAUGUGAGUUGUGAAUGAGAUAUGCACCCAAGCAAUGGAAGGUGCAGGAGUUGAGUUCUCUUAAACGACUCAAUGGAACAUUUUCCUUUUUAAGUACCCUUACAUGGAUCGUAUUGGGUCCUGUUUGCACAGUGUAUUGUGUGAAAAAAAAAAAAAAAAAAAAAAAAAAAAAAACUCGGUUCAACUUCUCAUAAUCUACUACAGGCUGAUUUAAAAGCCUUAGCUCAAGUGAUCAAGGCCUGUUUGGAGUCUUUUGACAUUUUAGUGGUUCGUUACUUAUUCCCCUCCAGUCAUUUGAAUACUCUUGGAUAGGUGUUCUGGCAUUUUUGCAGAACCUGCCAAGCUCAUAAUUUAGACACCUCCAGUUGGUUUCUUUUACAUUUUCCGUUGGAAACUUAGCAGACGGGUACUUAAAUACAUUCUCAAGUUGUCUUUGCUAAGGUAGAAGGGGCUCCAAGACAAUUUCAUUCUCCUUACUUGUACAAAUAUUUUACUUCUUUAUUGAGGUUAACAUUACUAUCACUGCUUA
Physcomitrium patens is the source of this 2514-nucleotide messenger RNA. Its product is annotated as B-box zinc finger protein 19. Lineage: Eukaryota; Viridiplantae; Streptophyta; Bryopsida; Funariales; Funariaceae. The record is from RefSeq and is a predicted model, not a curated record. Gene Ontology annotation, cellular component: nucleus. Gene Ontology annotation, molecular function: zinc ion binding. Gene Ontology annotation, biological process: regulation of DNA-templated transcription; photomorphogenesis.